Trichoplusia ni (cabbage looper) is the source of this 6194-nucleotide messenger RNA. RefSeq names its product atypical protein kinase C (gene aPKC). Bases 965 to 3061 code for a protein of 698 amino acids. The record is from RefSeq and is a predicted model, not a curated record. The transcript has 12 exons. Lineage: Eukaryota; Metazoa; Arthropoda; Insecta; Lepidoptera; Noctuidae. Gene Ontology annotation, biological process: protein phosphorylation; establishment or maintenance of cell polarity. Gene Ontology annotation, molecular function: protein serine/threonine kinase activity; protein binding; ATP binding.
UGAUCGUCGUUUGUUUUGCACGCGAGCUCUACUUUGCGUGAUCUUUUUACUCUGUGUGUAUGUGUGUGUGAGUACAUGGAUGUGCAAGCAUGUGUGUCACGUGGUUUUGUCUUGUCAUCAUAUAAGUUUUCCGCGCUGGAAACAAUCUAGUCUGGCGACAGUUUCUGAACUCUUUGCAUAAAAGAAUUUUACAAUGUGGAGUGGAAUUGCCGGUGCAAGGAAUUGAAUAAAGUCUCGCUUUGUUUUGUUUGCACCUCGUUAUGCAUGCAAAUCGGAAUUAUUAUUAAUCCGGCUAAAAUACUGGUGAAAGAUUAUUUUCUAAACGUCUACAAAAACUAACAAAAAACUUGUGCAUAUUAUCAGUGCAAACACUUUUCUCUUAGAAUGUUAUUGAAAACAACACAGCAGUAAGCCAGUAACGUGCGAUGUCUAAAAUAAAUUUGACUUACUGCGAAGUAAACCCGCUCACUUUUAUGUGGCUAGAAAUGUUAUCACGUCGCCCUCACACCGAGCUUUGUUCCUAGGUGACAGACGCCCCUACAACAAAUCUCAUAAAGGGAAGCUAAGAUAAACGAACUAGCUCCCAACACAAAUCUCAGGCUCACUGAAAUUACUUUAGUUCCUUAAACAACAGUAACUCUUAAACCCAUUUCUCAUGCAUUAAAAAGAUCCGUAAAACCGUCAAGUCAACGGUGGCGGAUUGUUUUCCGGCUGAUAUUUUAUUUAUUCAGUCGUAACGUGUCCUCCAACGUCGCUCCGAAAUAUCACACGGACCCGGACCGCCCCAGAAUAUUCUAUUCGCUUGAAUAAUGUCUAGUUUUCCAUAAAGAAUGCAUUUGCAUACAUGUACGUCGUUGUGUUGCAACAGGCAGUACUCGUACGCAACGCGAACAAACACAAAACCAUUUUAUUUUUCGUUUAGUGCGACACAUCGGAAACAGUGAAAUGAAAAAGGAAUGCAGUGAUGGAAUAUUUGACCAGUGUCGGUGCAUUAAAAACAGUGAAAAUGUUAGUGCUCUCGAAUAUAUUCCGUGCGAGCCACCCCCAGAAUCAGAUAGUGCCGAGGGAAUUGAAUUCUUUGUCGACAGACAAAAGUGCAGGACAAAUGGAACCAUCAAAAAUAGUGUCACAAAACUCAUUAAGGAUAAAACAACGAACGAAAACUCGUGACAAUAUAAAUGUCAGCCAUGAGAUGGACGAUGCUAACGAUGUAAAAAGUACAAGGCGAGAUAAAUGUCUUUCGAACAGCGUCGAUGCCAUCGUCCCACACAAUGAUGCCAAAAGUAAAGUGAUAUGUAGUGCCAAAGGUUUAUUAGAAACUAAUUUAGACGAUCUGUUCAACGACGUACAAAAACUCGAUGGCUGGAAUGUGGAGCCGAAGAGUUUGGGUGCCAGUGAACCGACAUUAAGUUAUAGUGAGAAUAAUUCUAAAGCUGUCAAGCGCCAAUCUCUCGUGUCAGAGGAUGACACGGAUGAUGAUACAGCGAGUGAUAGUGAUUGCACGGAUGAAGUGGUUCGGGAGCAGAGGAUAUGCAUGGGGGCUCGGCGCUUUGGUCAUUUGCUGAGGAGGGUUAUAUCGAGAAACGUAUUCCCCAAUGUGCCUGCCGCGCCUGGCAUGCCCUGCGCUGGCGAAGACAGAAGCAUAUACAGAAGAGGCGCGCGGCGGUGGCGGAAGCUCUACCGCGUCAAUGGACACAUCUUCCAGGCGAAACGAUUUAAUAGACGCGCCUUCUGUGCCUUCUGCCAGGACCGCAUCUGGGGUCUGGGUCGGCAGGGCUUCAAGUGCAUCCAGUGCAAACUGCUGGUGCACAAGAAGUGCCACAAGCUGGUGCAGAAGCCCUGCUCCAACGAACACGUUGACCCCAUCGAGGUCAAGGACGAUGCUAAUGGGGAAAGCACGCUGGGACGCGCGUCUUCCGUCAGAUCCCGCGCGGAGGUGGAGCCGCCGCUGCCGGAGACCCCGCCGGCGCCGGCGCCCGCGCCCCGCGACGACCUGGAGCCCGGCUCGCAGCGGCAGUACUCGCUCGACGACUUCGAGCUCAUCAGGGUCAUAGGACGAGGCUCUUACGCUAAGGUCCUGAUGGUGGAACUGAAGCGCACAAAACGCGUGUACGCGAUGAAGGUGAUCAAGAAGGCGCUGGUGACGGACGACGAGGACAUCGACUGGGUGCAGACCGAGAAGCACGUGUUCGAGACCGCCUCCAACCACCCCUUCCUGGUGGGGCUGCACUCCUGCUUCCAGACGCCCAGCAGGCUGUUCUUCGUCAUCGAGUUCGUCAGGGGCGGGGAUCUCAUGUUCCACAUGCAGCGACAGCGGCGGCUGCCGGAGGAGCACGCGCGGUUCUACGCGGCCGAGAUCUCGCUGGCGCUGCACUUCCUGCACGAGCGCGGCGUCAUCUACCGCGACCUCAAGCUCGACAACGUGCUGCUGGACCACGAGGGACACAUCAAGCUCACCGACUACGGCAUGUGCAAGGAGGGUGUCCGGCCGGGCGACACGACGUCCACGUUCUGCGGCACUCCCAACUACAUCGCGCCGGAGAUCCUGCGCGGCGAGGAGUACGGCUUCUCGGUGGACUGGUGGGCGCUCGGAGUGCUCACCUACGAGAUGCUGGCCGGACGCUCGCCCUUCGACAUCGCGCAGGCCGCCGACAACCCCGACCAGAACACUGAGGAUUAUUUGUUCCAGGUGAUCCUUGAGAAGACGAUCCGUAUCCCCCGCUCGCUGUCGGUGAAGGCCGCGUCCGUGCUGAAGGGCUUCCUCAACAAGAGUCCGGGCGAGCGGCUCGGCUGCGGGGAGAACGGCUUCCUCGACAUCGUCAGCCAUCCCUUCUUCAAGAGCAUCGAGUGGGAGAUGCUGGAACAGAAGCAGGUGGUCCCGCCGUUCAAGCCGCGGCUGGAGGGCGAGCGCGACCUCGCCAACUUCCCGCCGGAGUUCACCGACGAGCCCGUACACCUAACGCCCGAUAACGACACGGUGAUCGCCGACAUCGACCAGUCGGAGUUCGAGGGCUUCGAGUACGUGAACCCGCUGCUGAUGUCGCUGGAGGACUGCGUGUGACAGCACGCCUGUCUGCUGCAUCCAUACCACGAUCCCUUACAGGCAUACGGGUACGGAGCAGAGUCGUCGUCAUCGGACUACGACAGCGUAUGCUCGGAACUACCGCCGCGCAAGCCCACACUACUGCAGCACAUGUUCUGCCUUCCGCUCAACUGACCGCGCCGCAACGCGCAGCCGCGCAGCCCUCACUGACCGCUGCACAAUGCACAGGCUGCACAUGAACACACUGCGCACUGCACAUAGUGCACUUACACACUGGAAUGGUAUGCCCUGUGUUGAUAUAAUGUAGUGAAUGAGUUACUUAAAUUUUACUGUUUCAAGAUUAAAAUCAGGAUCUGAUUCCAGUUACGUAACUGAAACAGUCAAAUAUUGUUCGUCUUAACUAAAUAUUUCGUUUUGAUGACAGUUAACUUAUUUACGAUAUUAUAUUGACACAGCAUGCCUAGUAUAUGAAGCCAUUUGUAUAAUUAUAUGAAAAUAUGUACAUAAAAUUUAUAAAUAUAUACAUAUUAUAAGUAUAUUGGUAGUUGAAACAGCCUGAAUAUUGCUAUAAAAGCGAAUAAGGGCGACUAUUCACUGUAAAGAUAUUGUAAAUACGCUUGAAAAUCUAACUUUUUUAGAAAUCGACUCGAAAUUAUUGCUUAAAUUGCAAGAGUCUUGCUAGGUAAUACAAAUAUAAUAAUAUAUGCUUACUGCACAACUUUUUGUCAAAUAAAUUAGAAUUUUAUUGGUCUAUAUAAGAUAUAAGAGAUCCUUUGAGGAAGAAACGCACAUAAGGUGCCAAUUAUUGUAAAUGUAUUUUAGGUAUCGAUGGCUUCAUAUACAGUGUGACUUUUAAUGUUAAAUAUUAAAAGUUUAACUUCAUAAUACAUUCGUUGUUAAGGCCAGUGCUUAUCCAAAAACACACACUAUCAAAAACCAUACAAAAUCAUUCCCUAAUCAAUUAGAUAGAGAGUUUUAUUCGUGAAAAUUCGACUCAAAAAAUAAUAUUCCAUAUUUCCAAUAAGUACGUAUAACAAACGACAAACACUUCCCUUAUAAGUAUUGUUAACAUUCCACCCUAUAUAACACUGUUUAAAUAGAUCUGACUAUAUUUAUCGCUUCAAGGAAUUGAUCCCACUGCCCCGCCAUACAUUUAAUAUAACUAUAUAUAAAAAGGUGCAGCAUGGUUUAAUCUUGGCCAGGUCUAUGGCCAGCGAUGGUGCUCGUAAUAUAAUGCGCGCGUCAGUGACAACGCUUGACGAGUAGGGAGCAGCAACACACUUCCUAACACUUAGGUGACACUCCCGGGUAGCGGGCGAACGCUUCUGUAAAUAAAUUAAAAAAAUUAUCCAGUAUGUACUAUACGAGAAAUAUUCUAAGACUUAAUAUUUUUGAAACUUGUAGCAUUCUAUCUGUAAUCGUGUCGCGGGCGAUGCGCGAGCGACGCGCGUUAAUCGCCACUCGCUCGCCGUCGCGUCGUCAAAUCAUUGUUUUUGAGCAAUAAAGUAUAAAGUAGUAUAAUUGUAAAUGCGAGACAGGUGAACUGCUCAAAGAGGCACGUAAGGAAUUAAAUGUAGAUGAAAUUUUGAAGCGACCGGUCUCUGGAUCGUAUUCGUAUCCCUUAUCAAACGUUAGCGUAUUCCCUAGACGCCUAGACUUAAGCUAGUUACGUAGCUGCGUUAGAGCGAGGAGCGCCGCGCGGCAACAUUAUACAAUUACACAAAAUUAUAUGUACUUCCAUUUCUCAAGCCAAUUGAUUUCUUACCUAAAAUGAAAGCCACAACGAAUUUCUUUUUGUACGAUAUUAAAAACAGCUUGUACAUACAACGUUAUCUUCCCUUGCCGCGCGCCCUUUUUUGCUACAUUAAUACAAGCAGUGGCACAAAAGGUACCAGAACUCUUUAAAUAUAUUUAUAAUAUGUAUUAGUGUUCUCUUUAUCCUCAAACCGGUACUCGUUAGUGCCACUGAGUGUACUUUAUAUUCCAUUCCCUUAUGUAGACUCUGUUGUCCUUCAUAGCUAACUCCACUCGUUUAGGUAGUCAACGAAUUUUAUAAAAAUAUAUAUAAUAUUGAGCACUGAAACAAAUUUAAAAUUGUGUACAUUAUUAACAAAUUAACAUGAAUAAAUAACUCUAAAUACAUCGGUUAUAUUAUAACAAAUUAUUGUUAAUGUAGAAGAAAAGACUUAUUAUAUAAAAAUAUAAUCGUACGGUAUCGUGUGGCGGUGUCGGUCGCGUCGAUCGCGCCGGAGCUCAAGUGUCCACAAACUAUUCUAAAUAGUGCGUAGUAUCUAUCUAUUAGACAUUUUGCACCGAUAUUGUAUUGUAUAGAUGUACACGCGUCGGCGUGUCCGGCUCCGGCUGGUCCCGGCCUGUGACGUCAUCACACCCGGGCCGGGACUCGAACGCCGGACCUUAUAUAUAUGUGUUGUCGUUGCCCGUUAUAUUGUAUUUUAUCCAUACGUUGCGAUAUUAAAUGAUUAUCAUUGUGCUGUUGUGUUGUUGUCGGUGGCGGCGGCCUGCCGUCUGCCUGUAUAGGUUUCUUUUGUAUAAUUUAUAUUAAGUAUUUAAUUAUUGUAAGCGACAGUAUUGUGGUACUAUUAACGCUUUAGAUGUAAUUAGUUAACAUUCCAGUACGACCCGUCGACCAGACAUCACAGUUACAAUAUGUUCUCAUAUUUUGUCAUUUUUAACAUUGUCUAUUACACGGUACGUUGUAUUGUCAGACGUUAAGUUUGAACUCUAUGAUAAAUGUUUUAUUACCAAAAAUUUUGUAAUGUAUAAAACUAACUGCAUGACAAGUGACAUUUUUAACAAUUAUAAUUAGUUAUAAGAGGAAUUGUUAAACAGUUACAUUUCGCAACUUAGAACAAAACUAUGUAUCUUAGUUUUUAAGUAUUUUUAGUUAAUCGCAUGUAAUGUUCCCCUGUUUGCGGUGAGGAAUGAUAAAACAUAGAUUUUUACAUAAGAUGUGUUGGUUUGUAUUGACCUGACGGCCGUAUACUUGUACACGCCAACUAAUGUACGUUACUUAAACUUUCAUUGUGAAUUACUUGGUGCGUGAUUGAGACCUACUGUCAAAUUAGACUGGAGAAAUUGGGAUACUGUAACUAUUCUAUGCUUAACUGAAAAUAAAGAAGAUUAAUCAAGA